AUUUGUAUUGUUUUUGUUUAUACUUUGUGUGGUUAUAGGUGAAGUGAUUUGAAUAGUUUCAUAUUUUACUACGUUUAUUUUACCGAUUUAAAUAUUUAAUUUGGAUAAAAUGAGUGCGCAAAAAGCGCUACCGUUGACGAAGGAAGAAGUGAUGAUGUUGGUGAAAUUAGUUGAAGCUCAUCCGGUGCUAUUUAGUAAAGCCACCAAUGCUACCAACAACCGAUUGAAAGAAGUAACUUGGGCUAAACUAACAACAAGAUUCAACUCGAUGAUUUCCAGUUCUCCUCGUAAACCGGAACAGCUGCGGUCAAAGUGGGAAAACUUGAAAAAAGCUGCCCGGAAAAGAAGUCAGAUAAGAAUGAAUAACUUGAAGACUGGAGGUGGGAACCCCGACUUCACGCCACCAUAUGAGGCACUGGACAAAGUUGCAUCAAUUUUACGUGCAAGUUGUGAUAGCCACCGGGUCCCAUUUAGAGGAACGUUGAAACACAGUGUCGCAGCUACUGAGUCUAAGGCGUCUGUGAUAGCCAGGAACAGAGCUAUUGCAGAGUACUAUGUAACAAAAAAGAAAAAUGAAAGUGAACUGGCUCCUUUAAAAAAAAGAAAAUUAGAGUUAGAAAUCUUAGAAUUAGAAAAAAGAUUUUGCUGUGACCCUAGUGAUACCAACAAAGAGUCUCAUCAAUAGAUAAAAUAUUUUUCGUCUUUUCUUUGUUGAUGAGACUCUGUUAUUUCUAUGUAAAUAUUGUACAUAAUUAAUAAUUAAUUAAAAAUAAAAUUUUAUGGUCUAAUAAUACAUGUUUAUUUUUAUCCACUAAUUUAAAUAAUUGAAACACAGGUAUACAAAUCAUGUAUAU
Messenger RNA from Spodoptera exigua (beet armyworm), 854 nucleotides. NCBI's taxonomy places the organism in Eukaryota, Metazoa, Arthropoda, Insecta, Lepidoptera, Noctuidae. The record is from the annotation of a GenBank genome assembly.